Messenger RNA from Fragaria vesca subsp. vesca, 1961 nucleotides. Its product is annotated as pectinesterase/pectinesterase inhibitor PPE8B-like. Gene Ontology annotation, biological process: cell wall modification. NCBI's taxonomy places the organism in Eukaryota, Viridiplantae, Streptophyta, Magnoliopsida, Rosales, Rosaceae. The coding region runs from base 128 to 1672 and encodes 514 amino acids. The transcript is spliced from 3 exons. Gene Ontology annotation, molecular function: pectinesterase inhibitor activity; pectinesterase activity. The record is from RefSeq and is a predicted model, not a curated record.
GGGCACCAUGACUCCACCACCCUCUUAAAUCCCCUCACCUGCCAACCUAACCACCCCCUAAGCCCAAUAUCUUCUGCCUUAAAUAUACCUUGUCCCUCCUCCCAAAUCCUCCAUCACUUCUUUCUUCAUGGCUUCCGAUCAUCUAAUGUGGACGCCAAGGUUUCUACUGGUGCUGGUUUUCUUAUCGUUCCCAUAUUAUGCUCAGUGUGGAAGUAUCAGCAACACGAUACAGUCCGAGUGUUUGAAAGUUCCCAACUCGGAGUUUGGCGGGUCGAUCAUCAACACCAUUAAUGUUUUGCAGCAGGUGGUGUCUAUUCUCUCCGACGUUGCUAAGGGUUUUGGGGAUUUCCGGCUUUCGAAUGCCGUCGACGACUGUCUGGAGUUGAUGGAUGACUCGACUGAUCAGUUGAGCUGGACUCUCUCUGCUACCCAGAAUAAGAAUGGUAAACAUAACAGCACUGGGAAUUUAAGUUCUGAUCUGAGAACAUGGCUGAGUGCUACACUGGUUAAUCAAGACACAUGCAAUGAAGGACUUGAUGGCACCAACAGCAUUGUCAAAAGUUUGGUGUCCGGUAGCCUGAAUCAAAUAACAUCCUUGGUUCUAGAACUACUCGGCCAAGUGCACCCAACUUCUGAUCAGCACGAGUCAUCAAAUGGCCAAACUCCGGCGUGGUUUAAAGCCGAGGACCGCAAACUUCUACAAGCAAAUGGAGUGCCUGUGGACGUUGUGGUAGCUCAGGAUGGAACCGGGAACUUCACAAACAUCACCGCCGCGAUUCUUUCGGCACCGGAUUACAGCUUGAAGCGCUAUGUGAUUUACGUCAAGAAAGGGCUGUAUAAGGAGUAUGUGGAAAUCAAGAAGAAGAAAUGGAACAUAAUGAUGAUCGGAGAUGGCAUGGAUGCUACUGUGAUCAGUGGGAAUCACAAUUUUGUGGAUGGUUGGACCACAUUUCGCUCUGCAACUUUUGCUGUUAGUGGCAGAGGAUUCAUAGCGCGCGAUAUCACAUUCGAGAACACAGCAGGACCGGAGAAGCACAUGGCGGUGGCGCUACGAUCGGACUCGGACCUCUCGGCGUUUUACCGGUGUGAGUUUCGGGGAUAUCAGGACACAUUAUACACGCACUCUAUGCGCCAGUUCUACCGAGACUGCAAAAUCAGCGGCACUGUUGAUUUCAUCUUCGGUGACGGCACUGUUAUAUUCCAAAACUGCCAAAUCCUAGCCAGAAAAGCCUUGCCAAACCAAAAGAACAGCAUCACAGCCCAUGGCCGGAAGUACAAAGAUGAGCCGACCGGCUUUUCGUUCCAAUUCUGCAACAUUUCUGCACAUCCGGACUUGUUAGCCACCCCAGUUAACUCUAGCACACCUACAUACCUUGGUAGACCAUGGAAGGAAUAUUCCAGAACUAUAAUCAUGCAGUCCUUCAUGAGCAAUAUCAUAAAGCCUGCAGGGUGGCUAGAGUGGAACGGUGACAUGUUUUUGAAAACAUUGUUCUAUGGAGAGUACAUGAAUUAUGGCCCUGGAGCGGGACUGGGAAGCCGGGUUACCUGGCCGGGAUAUCAAAAGUUUAACCAGUCCGGUCAGGCCAAGAACUAUACAGUGGCCGAGUUUAUUGAAGGAAACCUGUGGUUGCCCUCUACUGGUGUCAAAUAUACUUCAGGCUUUGGGGUUUAAUAAGGAUUCAAGCAGUUGAUGAUAUAGAGUUUCACGGUUGAACCUAAAUCAUUUGUCCUCAAACCAAUUUUUUUUACAUCUUUACAGCAGUAAUAAGUAAUCGAGUGUCGUAUAUAGGGUUUUGUUAUGUUGGCAUCAUCAUGUUUUGUGUUGCAUUCUAUGCCUAAUUAAACUAUGCCGCGCAUUGGUGUUGUUUGAAAUUAAUGUCCACAGUUUGCGACUUUGCAAAUACGUUUUCAUGUUAAAUCAUAGAGAACAAUAAGUGCCUAUCAAUAAGUGCAUUCUUUCU